CUUGCUUUACUAUCCUAGACUAUUUACCUUUGCGGCGCUUCCACCGGCCAGUUUACAUGAAGUCGCCAAUAUAUAAAAUGGCGACAGUUGAAGGGCACCCAAUUACGGUUUUUGGGAAGGAGCGCCUUGCCCCCAAACAAAUCCAUUUUUCCGCCGUAUUAUGGUCACUUUGCGCCGCGAUCCCUAGGCGGGCAGCGAUCCGUACUGCACGCCAGCUAGUUACUGUUACGGACUGUAGCGAAAGGGUUAACGCGCCACUUUGUUACAGUUUUCGGGAUUUGCUCAGUGUUACAUUUGCUUACUCAUACUACAUCACGGCAGCCCAUCGUCGCUCCGCUGCCAUCAGCCCUCUCCUUUCCCCUUCCUCUCAUUUUUCUUCUUAUUCGUCAUGCAGUUUGUGCGAUCCACCUUAAAAAAGCUCCCCGCGAAAGUAGCAUGUGAAACAAAAUCUCGGCUAUGCCGGGACUGGGGUCAUUAAACGCGCAACACGCAGCCAGCUCUCCAUUUUAGUAUUUUUUUUUUUUUAAAAGCAGCGAGGCCCCAAACUUUUAUAUUUUAAUCGUACUUAACGAGAGAACUCUGUCGGACGCUGUAACGCUGCAUGUGCGCUUUCCCGGGGGAUCAUGUGGGGCGCUGGAUGGGGAUUUGGGGGAAUCGCGUUAAACAUCUGCCUCCGUAUUAGCUUGUAGAAGCCCAACAAGUCGGAAGGGACCCCAAAUCGACACGCAGUUGCGGGCUUUCAUACAAUUGGGUAGUUUUUUGGAUGUAUUAUUACUGAAGAUCAUGUGUACUGGAGCACCUGUUUAGCACUAUAAAUCUUUCGGUUGAUAUAUGUAACGUCUCAUCACGGGUAAAGUUCACCUCCCGAAUUUCCCAUUAUAUCUUAUUGUUCCUUUUGCCUAAAAACUUGCGGUAGCUCCAAAGACACCAUGCCGGUGCUGCAUCCUCUGUUUGCCGUGAUCGGUCACCUACGGACGGAGGAGCUUUCACAAGAAACGCUAAAUCACCGACAUUAAUAAGCGGCAUUGCCCCGGUGUGGCAUCGCCGCGCCAGCUUUCUUCGCCGAUCACUGUGCCGCCGUGAACUCGGAGCCCACCGCACAAAAUGGUAGCCCAUGGUGAAGCAGUCAGAUCAGCACGGGAUUCUGUUUGCUGCUAAAAGCACAUGUGUCUCGGAAGACGUCCCGGAAUCCACGCAAGACUAUGAGGCGCCGUGGUCUCUCCUACGGAGACGGCGACUGGCAGUGAGUGGCUCAGACUUGGUCCUCGUGGGAGUAACGGUUCCAGAGUUUUGCCGGUUCCCCCCACUGGGUCCUCCUGUAGCUAUGGCCAGCAAAAGGAAGUCGACAAUUCCCUGCAUGAUCCCAGCGAAAGCUGCGAGCAUGUCGGACGGGCAGGGCCAUAGCCCAGCAGGCUGUUUCCGUCUGACAGCCAAGAGCGCUGGUUUUAGCCUCCCCACGGAGAAGGUCGCCACCACAACAUGGGACUCGAAGGAGGAAGGCAGCUCCUCCAGCCCUGAAAGGGGUGCCCUGCGGCAUGAGGCAGACAGUUAUGGGUGCCAGCCAUGCCGGUUCGAAUCCCAAGAUCUCAACCUAUUCCUGGACCAUGUCUACAGUAGCCACCCAGACUUCCGGGCUGAGCCCAGCUUUCACUGUCUGGACUGCGGAGUCACCACCAGGAAGUUUGAGGGCUUGGCCUUGCACAAUGCCCGCGCCCACCCCAGCACUGCCACCACUACGCUGCAGGUACGCAAGAGAGACUGGAGGAUGAUCGUGGAGCAGAGCUUGGUCUCUGGUGGGGGCCCCACAGAGUCUGAGAUCUCUAUCACGAAGACUCCCAUCAUGAGGAUGAUGAAGGGCAAGGGCGAGCACAAGAAGAUCGUGGUGUCACAUGUUCCAGAUGAGGCAAGUCCCGCAGCCGGCAAUGAGGCGGAAGUGCAGGAGCACUCGGCAGCAGCACAGGUGGUCCCCACGGGGAAUAACAAGGCCACCCAAAGAAGUGCCCUUCCAGCCACUGUGCCGGUCGUCAAUGGGUCAUCAGUGGUGCCAGUGCUGAAGGUUCCUGUUGGUCAGGUGGUCCACAACUGGGCACAUCUGCAGAAAUCCUCACCUGUGGUUUCCUCUUCACACUCUUCCUCCUCAGACAGUAGCUCCAAGAACCUUCCCAAAGUGAUGAUCCCUCUGUGCAGCAUCCCCACUUACGAUGCUGCUAUGGAUACCAGUAGCUUCCUGAAGACCUCCUUCAGCAAGUUCCCCUAUCCCACCAAGGCUGAGCUCUGUUAUCUCACAGUGGUCACCAACUACCCUGAGGAGCAGAUUAAGAUUUGGUUCACGGCGCAGCGGCUCAAGCAAGGCAUCAGCUGGUCACCUGAAGAGAUUGAGGACUCGCGGAGAAAGAUGUUCAGCACCAUCAUCAAACCACCGUCCCCUCAGCUCACUUCCAGUGCCACCACCCGCCAAUCAUCCCAGGCACAGCUUCGCCCCUCCCACAACACCCAGCGACAGACCCAGACAACAGUCACAGUCAUGCCAACCACGUCAGUCCCCGGCAGUGUCUCCCAUGUCUUGCAGGGCAAGAGCGGAGUGAUUGUUUCUCAGCCAGUUGUGUCGAAUGGGAUCCAGGUGGGGGGCGGUCCAGUUACCCUGGCAGUCACACCCAAACCAAAUAUAGGAUCCGGACCACAAAUGCAAGCCAAGCCAGCUGCUGCACUGGUCGCAGACAAGGGGUUGGGUGUUGUCGUCAGCGUGGUGGGUAGCAGCAGCAGCAGCAGUGGGAGCUGCAUCGUUGGUAGCGGCACCCGCACCAGCAGCAUCAUCAGCAGCACCAUGAGCACUAGCAAUAGCAGUGGAAUUAGCUCUAGUAACAUUACCACCAUCACCAAUAACGAUACCAGCAAAAUGAACUCCAGCACCAGCUCUACCAGCAGAUUGAAUAGCAGCACAGAUGGGAGAGUGAUUGACCUAUCACCACUAGUUCCUGGUAGUAGCCACAGUUCUCGCAUGCUUCCCAGCAGCUUCCUAGACCCCAGCUUCUACAAGAGCAAGAAGUCGCAAGAGCAGCUGGGUGCCCUCAAGCAGAGCUUUACCCGAAGCCAGUUCCCAGAGCAGGAAGAGGUGGAGCGGCUCACCCGGAUCACAGGUCUGACAGUCCGCGAGGUCCGCAAGUGGUUCAGCGACCGCCGCUACCACAAUCGUAACCUGAAAGGCCUACGCUCUGGCGACAUGGGUCUACUUGGAAAGGGGUCUGUCCCGGACUUUGCCGACAGUCUCAUAUCUACCGAGAACCCGAAGGCCCACCGGUCCUCAGUGAGCCCACCGAUCCUGCAGCCAGAAUUGCCGUCUCCAAGCCCGGAUCAUUCCACACAUCGCAAGGAGCAGGAAGUUCGACAGAUGUGUGUCCUAGAGGCUAACAUGGCACUGGACCCACACCCGGCUGUUGAGGACCUGGUCCAGUUACAGACUAAGGCAAAGAAAAGUGGGCAAGCAUUUGAUGAGUGGUCAUCAGAGCAGCACAAGAAACCGGCACCUGAAAAGAAAAAGGAGGAGGCAAGCACGGACAAAGACAUGGAGAAUGACCGAGUGGACACUGUGACCAAAAAGGCAGAAACUUGCAAAGCACCGGCCCUCAUACCAGGAGCGCCAAGCCACACUGAGAUGGAAGACCUCAUGAGCAGUGGGCCAGGUGCGAAACCUAAAGUUGACCCCAUCAAGAUAAACCUGAAGAUGCUGAAGGUGACAGAAGCCAGUGGCCAGAAGGACCUGGACGAUGGUAUGUUGGAGUCCCAGAGUCUCAAGGUAUCUUCUCAUUUCCCAUGUGUCUCCACCAUCACGCCCACUCGUGGCAAGAAGACCCCGCAGCAGAUGCACAUGCUCAAGCAGGUGUUUGCCCGCACCCAAUGGCCCGGCAGCGUGCAGUACGACCAACUGGUGGCACUGACAGGGCUCCCGAGACCGGAGGUGGUCCGCUGGUUCGGGGAUAGCCGCUAUGUAUACAAGAACGGCCAGUUAAAGUGGCUUGAAGCCUACCAGCGUGCCAUGCUGGAGGAGGAGGAGGUGUUUGCAGAGGAAGAGGAAAGCCGGAGAAGAGAUGAGGCACCGGGGGACCACUCAGACACCCAGGGGACGACGGAGGGGGACAGAUCUCAGGGGAUCAGGGAGGAUCCCAGUCUCCAAGGAGCCAGUGUGCCCACGGCUCUGCGCACUGAGCCAGUGAAGGGAGCUGAGCAGGCAGCAAAUAAGGAGACCAAAAAGGUGCAUGGGAUGGCGAGGGAGAUGACAGCUGUACUGUAUCCAGGUGGCUUGGCUGCUAAAGAGGACGUGUCUCUUGUAGCUGAAGCCCAGCUGAAGCCCUGCAAAGGUCUUUCAGGAGGGGAGUGAUGCAGCAGCUGCGCGGCUCCAGGCACCAGCACCGAAGCGACUCCUUCGCCAGCAGUCGGGGGCCGAGUGCAUCAGCCACAGAAAAAAAAAACAAGCGUGCUUUUUAAAAACAUUUUAUAAGAUCUGAGACUUUAUACCCAACCCCACCGCCUGCUGUCUUAAAAACGAGGGAGAAAAGGAAAGGUUUAGAACAAACUGGCCUGCAAGCGUUGAAGCUUGCCAGGUGUCUAUGGGGGCCAUUUCUCGCCCUCCUGGGACCAGCCAGUUAGGGGUACGGGGCUAAAGGGGGGGAGGGGGGCACCGAGGUGGGACAGGUCAACAGCCCCUGGUGGCUGCAGACAUUAUGAAACUGGAAAGGGGCAUUUAAAUCCUGACUGAUGACAAAAGUGUCAAUGUGUUUGUUGUUUUGUUUUUAUAUUUGUUUUAAGCGAUUAGUACUUUUAGCACAGCCUUGAAUUUUACUCCAGUUUUGUCUUUUUUAUACUGUGAGUCCAGCUGUAAUUGCCUUGUCACUAAUGGGUCGACGGAUCCAUCCACGCUGUGCUUUCUGCAAAGUUAAUGCUUGAGUCCAGGAGGCCUGGGAUGAUCUGAGACACACACACACACGCACACACACACACUCUGCCCGCUGAAGUCUAAUGCUGGCUUGCAUGUUUCAACCAGUGUGCACUGAGCUCAACUGAUCAAAAAUGACUGUAAAGGAGGCAAGCUAUCCAACAACAAACAUUUAUUUGCAAAAUGUAAAGUAUGGGAUCAGGGGGCGGAGCAAAGAAUUUGGACGCCCGGGCAGACCACCAGCAACGCAGCCGAUGACCAGCCAUAAGUGUGAGUAACUGUACCGCCCUGUUCAUUGUGAUCAUGUUUACCAUGUUCAUCAUGCCGUAUUCUAUCAGAUCUGCAUUCCUGUUAAGCUGCAUUUUUUAAGGGAAUUAAGGUGCUCUCUGAUAAACAAAGGUUGCAUCAAUAGACAUUAAUGAAGCAUUAACCACUUAGCACAAAAAACCUUUGCGAUGAUUUUAUUUGCAGAAAUUUUGAACUGUGCGCAUAUUCCUGGAUUUACGGUACUUUGGUUAUUAGAACUGUGAAAAGCAAGCCUAAACCCUCUCAGCAGAAUGCAGGUUUGCCGCGCCUGACGCUGUCACCGAUUUUAUCUUUGAGUAUUUGCAGAAUAAAUGGAUUAUGACUAACAA
Brienomyrus brachyistius is the source of this 5565-nucleotide messenger RNA. Its product is annotated as zinc fingers and homeoboxes protein 3-like. Lineage: Eukaryota; Metazoa; Chordata; Actinopteri; Osteoglossiformes; Mormyridae. The coding region runs from base 1115 to 4375 and encodes 1086 amino acids. The record is from RefSeq and is a predicted model, not a curated record. Gene Ontology annotation, molecular function: DNA binding; DNA-binding transcription factor activity, RNA polymerase II-specific. Gene Ontology annotation, biological process: regulation of transcription by RNA polymerase II. Gene Ontology annotation, cellular component: nucleus. The transcript has 3 exons.